Echinostoma caproni is the source of this 831-nucleotide messenger RNA. NCBI's taxonomy places the organism in Eukaryota, Metazoa, Platyhelminthes, Trematoda, Plagiorchiida, Echinostomatidae. The record is from the annotation of a GenBank genome assembly.
AUGCCAGUGGCUGGCACCCAACUUGAGCGCCUUCAGCUCCGCAAGUUGUUGCAGUCAGUUUGUCAAUCGGAGGCAGAGCAUGUGGCCAAACUGGUUCGUUAUGGUGUUCCAAACAUUAUCAAUUACAACGAUGCGGAGAACGGAAUCACACCGCUCAUUAUGACCGUGCAACAAAAUAAUAUACACAUGCUAAAACUGUUAAUUCAAUUGGGAGCCAAUACGGAAAUUGUGGACUUUGACGGGCGAACAGCUCUGAUGCGAGCUGCGAUUGAGGGUAAUGUGGAACUGUUUCACAGUCUACUCGAAUCGAACGCAAAUCGACAUGCUAUCGAUCUUUCCGGGGAGAACGUGUUGUUCCACUGUAUAUUCCCCACCGAAAGACAUUUGCAUUGUCUACGUUUGGUGUUGUUGGACAAAAUCAAUGUGAACGUGCAAAAUAAGCUGGGUGAGACAGUGCUCUAUCGGGCCUGCAUCAAGGCGGACGAGAAUGAGCAGUUUAUAUCGGAACUGUUGAAAUCGGAUGCCAAUCCCAAUUUGCAAACGACCAAAGGUCGAACCGCAUUUAUNAUGGAAGCAUGUCGGUCAGGCAGCUCGUUGGUAAUCACGAACUGUGUGUUACAAGGAGCAAAUCCGGAACUGGCGGACAAUCAGGGCAGAAAAGCAAUACACGAGGCAAGCCGAGCGGGCCACUUGAAAGCAUUAUUCGCCCUAUCCGCGUUUGGAGCCGAUUUCAACGCAACUGACAAUAAAGGAAACACUGCACUCCACUACGCGGCAGCUUCGAGUGAACAGUGCUGCAAAUUUCUUGGACAACGUGGUGAGUUUUUCUGA